This is a messenger RNA of Colletotrichum godetiae, 1439 nucleotides long. RefSeq lists its product as uncharacterized. The record is from RefSeq and is a predicted model, not a curated record. The transcript is spliced from 2 exons. Bases 326 to 1093 code for a protein of 255 amino acids. NCBI's taxonomy places the organism in Eukaryota, Fungi, Ascomycota, Sordariomycetes, Glomerellales, Glomerellaceae.
GAAUGCGUUUUGUAUGGCCGUAUUGAUAGGGGAACGAUCAUGCCUAUCGAUGACCGCCCUUUGGUCGUCUCACUACUCCGCCGCUCCGAUGACUACAACUGGCGAGGUGACAACGUACUCCAUGGCUCUACCCCUGCUACCUAGGCGAACCAUUCACCCGCAUAGAGUGUUACCUAAGUAAUAUUAGUCGCCUGACGGUCAGGGGAAGGAGCGCUCUACAAUUGAAACCUUUCCCCUUAUUAUUGUUUCCAUCUUUGCCUACCUUGCCUUACCAGAUAGAUGACUUGCACCGUCAGAUAUUUGUGUUUUCAUCCCCAACACAAGCAUGAACGGCAAAGUAGCAGAGAAUGCCCAACUCAAAAGAAACUCCAUACUCUCGCCACAAGACCAUUGUCAAACGAACCAAAAGAACGAAGAUGGUUUCGAGAGGCCUUUGACGAUACUGGAAAGCUUUCUGUUCGAGGACGACCUUUCGCAAAAGUCUUGGGACGACAUGCCUGAGCGAAUCAGUGAAUCCGGCCACCUUCUCGACAGACAAGUGCGUUUUGAUGAAAAGGUCUUCGAGGCGCUGGACACCUAUGGAGACCUCGUCAAACUCGAAUACACCUGUGCGAACAUCGAUUGCCAAGAUCUCUCGAGCUUUGCGUGUAAGGACUGGUGGCGUCUAACGCGACUACACAAUACGCUUCGUCACCAACAUCACAGGUUGCUUCAAAUUACCCAGCAUCAUUCAACAGAUCCUAUGCUCAUCAGACUGCCUGCCAAAUGCGCCUUACCUAUUCGACUUGUGAGCCGCAUCGUCAUAUUCCUUCAUCUAUUAGAAAGGGGGCUGCCAAGCUCGCGUGAGCACAUGGAUGGGUUUAUUCAUCAGGCCUACCAAGACAUGACAGUACUUUAUGAAGCAAACCCCUACUUUGGCUAUACUUGGGCCGGGUGUCUAAGCCACCUUUCAGUUUUUCGUUCCCGUAUAGCGAACGACAUCGAAGAUCAACAACUAUGGCUGUCGCUUGGUCAGCUUUGGCACCAAAAAGGCAUAGAGAGCUGGGCCAGCGCAUGGAACUCAAAGACUAUGCGGGACCCAAUCAGUGGCUGAUGUGCUGGGAAGAUGGAUAAUCAAAGGUGCACGAGGCGUUGAAGAAUAAACGAGGGAGAUCGGGGUGUUUAUUCGCUUUCGUAGUUAAAUAUAUUGUCCAUGUACGAACCACGACGGUCGCUCAACAUGCUCAACAGGGCAUUGUUGUUCGUGUGAAGCUUCAUGUUCUUAGUUCCACCUUCGAAAAACUUGCAGUUGUGAUCUGAGGCGGAUGCUCACGAAUGAAAUCCUCUCUCCCGCGCUUGAAAAGCCUCCACUUGGACCGUAACUUCAUUGGAUUCGUUUUAAGUCUUCGGUAGCUGCGGAGUAUCGUGUUGAGUAAUUCAAGGCUCCAGCACUCAGGUCG